CUCACGUGACAUGCCAUCAGCUCACGUGACAAGACACCCUUUUCACAUGCUCCUUCAGUUCAGUUCAAACGGAGUUCAGACUAGAUCAGACAUGGAACGAAAAAGCUUAGAGCCAUGGUUCAGGCAGCACGUCAGCACACGUGUCAGCAGCAACGACGUGGCGGAAAUUCCAAGUGAAAAUGAAGCUCUGUUGGUUGCUGCCAUGAACGGAUCAUUUCGAGGCGUUGAGGCGGCUCUGAAAGCUGGUGCAGACAUUGACUUCUAUAACCUGUUCAGCAAUGUCACCAAACAUCCACACGUCCCGGCAUGCCCAGCAUUGCACAUAACUUGUCUCUUGGGACAUGUUGACAUAGUGAGACUGCUGCUCCGCAAGGGGGCGUGGGUGGCCCAUAGAGACGCGGCCACAUCUUCCGCGCUUCACAGAGCAGUGGCCAAAGGGUCUACAGAGAUAGUGGACUUGCUGGUGCAGCAUGGUGCAACAGUAGACACACAGGACGUCCACAAGAACACACCACUCGUGGUUGCCGUUAGUUACAACCAUGUCGACACAGUUCGGCGACUGAUCGAGCUCGGCGCAAGACCAGAUUUAGACCAUUGUCCUUUAUUCAAGACGUUAAAGGAAGACGCCAAAAACCGUGCCCGUGUAGAAGAGAGUUUGAAGCUGGUAGAGGAGGCAAAGAAGACCAAGCUGUUGAGAUGCUGCAACCCCAAGUGUGGCAAACCAGGCUACAGGAAAACCGGAACCCUGAAGCUGUGUGCCGGGUGCAAGCUGACCCGCUACUGCAGCCGUGACUGUCAGAUACAACACUGGUCUGUCGGACACAAGAAGUGCUGUCAGUAUGACGUGUACACUGAAGAGACAGCUGAUAUCUACAGAAAGAUGUCUCUGCUGACAGUACUCUUUCAAGUACACCCAUCCCAAGUGUAGCAUGCUCGCAAAUCCUACAUGUAAUCAGUUAGCUUUUUCUGACUGGGUAAUAUUGGCACCUUUGUAUGUAAAAAUGUUGUGCUAAGCUUUUUCAAACGCAUAUUCUGUGCAAAAUCUAUGUGUAUUCUGCGCAAAAUGUUAUCUGGUUUUACAAGACCUCUUUUGAUUUUGUUUUAUAUUGUAGAAGAAAGUAAAAAAAGUGCAACAAGGGCAAUUAAUUUUUUUUUACAACCUUUGCAGAAACCACAUUUUUUUCUACCUUGUUCGAUCAAACGUCGUAGAAUGAAGUCAUGCACUAUGUUCAAUAUUCUCGCUAAAUUGUGUUUCAUCUUAUCAAAGUAACUGUCUACUGAUCGAAGAAGGUUCAGUCGAAGAUCUAAGUUACCGGAAAGGCUUGUGAUAUUGAUUUUUAGAAAAAAAUGUAACAAGAAUAAGCCUAUAUUAAUCGAAACCAUAAUCCGACACUAUUCUCUAAGCACAUUAUUCAAUGCCUACUUGCAAUAUUUUACUAUUUUUUGGCUAGCCCAUGCCAGUGGUUUUUGAUUAUCAUCCAAUGACCUGCAGUACUAUAUAUAUAUGUAACAUCUACAUGUUUUAAGUGCCCUGCAGUCCUUCAGUUGUACACUUGUACUUAAUAUUGUUGGUUUAACAACAACUGUUAAUAAAUCAUCACCUUUGUGUCAAGGCAGUCACUUGUAUACAUACCUAAUUGUUUUCAAUUUGAUGGUGGACUAUUGUAUGAAGUUGACCCUAUAGGUAUGGCAAUUUAAAAAUUUCCGUAAUUGUACCAAUGAGUAUUUUAGGCUCAUGAAUCAUGUAACGAUUUUGCCCA
Messenger RNA from Branchiostoma floridae (Florida lancelet), 1760 nucleotides. Its product is annotated as ankyrin repeat and SOCS box protein 8-like. The coding region runs from base 11 to 928 and encodes 305 amino acids. Gene Ontology annotation, molecular function: protein binding. The record is from RefSeq and is a predicted model, not a curated record. The transcript is spliced from 5 exons. Lineage: Eukaryota; Metazoa; Chordata; Leptocardii; Amphioxiformes; Branchiostomatidae.